AUGCAGUCCCCAAUCCACACUCGGCGCCUGACACUCGUCCGCCUACACGACACAAGCCCGGGAUCCCAGCACAUCCAAUGGUACCACGAGAACUGGUCCGACGUCGCCGCCACAUCCUGGAGUCUCCGCGGCGCCUCCAAAUCGCUCGAAGAAAGCGGAGAGCGCAUGGUGCAGCAACUCACCGAGACCUCCAUCCUCUUCUACGCCGUAUUUGCCAAGCCAUCCGAGGGCGAGGUCGCACUGCACAAGGAAGGACAUGUAGAACUAGGUCGACAUCUCGGCAGCAUAAGCCUACGUCGACAGAAUGGUGGACCGACACUGCAGCCUCCAGGCCCCAGCACCACCACAGAGGAUGCAUCAUCUGCACAUGCUACAACGGAUCUCCAAGUCCUAGGCUACGCAUUCUUUGAGGCAGCGAGGGGGAAGGGGUAUGCGGCGGAAGCAACUGGUGCAGUACUUGACGCGUAUGCAGCAUUUGUUGCGCCUGAGAAAGCGGUGACGAGCACGAGGUUCUACAUUGAAGCUUGUGUGGAUGAGGAGAACCCAGCGAGUAAGGGCGUGUUGAGGAAGUUGGGGUUUACGGAGGUCGGGUGGAAAGACGAGAAGGAGAAGGUGUUUUUGAAUGGGGCGUGGAGGGAAGGGGGGUAUUGGGUUUGGGGGCUGUAUCUGGAAUAUGGCGAGAUGGCUAGCAUUAUGGAAAUUCAAGAUGCAAUUCCAAGAGAAUGGUAUCGCCCCAACGCGCUUUCACACGCGUCCCCCAACCCACCGACUUUCACCACACCACGCCAUGCUUCCCUUCCGACGUAUCUGAAAGGAAACCAGCCCUUCCGCCUCCACCAAAAAGACAAAAUCAUGGACGCGCCCUCUCUCCAACUCAACCUCGAGAUCCGCGACGCGGUUGUAAAAUCCUUUGCGACGCGGCGACCCGUCCUACACCACUUGAACGCGGAUACCUCAUGGCUGCUGCAGAUACCACGGCCGGCGAAUGCAGUCAAGCACGGCAGUCGCAUCUACUACAACGUGCUGAUUGACCCGUGGUUUGUUGGUGGCCAGUCGGAUGUCGCGCGCUGGUUCUCGCAGCAGUAUCAUGCGACGGAGAGUGCGGUGAGGAGUGUGGCGGAGGUGGAAGAGUUGGCACGGCAGGUGGAGAUACUGGCGGGGGGGCUGAGGGUAGGGGGAAGAAGGGGGAAGGGGAGGGGGAGGUUGAUGGACGAAGACGAGGCGGAGGAGAAGGAGGAGUCGUUUAUAGAUGUUGUGGCGAUUAGCCAUGAAUUUACGGAUCAUUGUCACAAGGAGACGCUGUUGGAGCUGCAUAGCGAUGUACCCGUCUUUGCGACCGAGCAAGCCGCAACCCUCAUAUCCUCCUGGUCCCACUUCCGCACCGUAACCCCCACCCCAACCUUCCCCACCCACGCAGACUGGCACGACUACUCCCUCCCCCCGCUCCCCACCUGGCUCAGCAUCUCGCGGCUCACAGCCCCAAAAGACAGCCUCUUCUACCACUCCGCCCUCCUCAUCACCUUCGCAACCCACCCCUUCCUCCCCAACACCACACCCAAAAAACAACGCCCCUCCCUCUCGAUCCACGGCGACACCGCCGACGACACCCACUACUCCCCCUCGGCCUCUGAACCCGCAGAAUGCAUCGUCUACACCCCGCACGGCAUUCCCCACCAAGCACUCUCCCCCAUCCCCACUGCAGACCCCCCUUUACACACCCUCGCCUUCCUCCACGGUCUCCACGACGUUUCCAUCUCCGCCGCCCAACAACUCAAUCUCGGUGCGCGCAACGGCUUGCUCGCCCAGCGCCUACUGCGCGCCAAGUACUGGGUUGCGACGCAUGACGAGGUGAAGAAGGGUGGCGGGUUGGUGUCGUGGUUUCUGCGCCGCAGGGUCUGGACGGUGCAGGAGGCGCUGCGGGAGGUUGGAGGUCAAGGGGUAGGGGAGUUGGAGGAUGUGAGAUUUCAGGAUUUGGGAAAUGGAGAGAGUAGGAUUUUGGAGUGA
Molecule: messenger RNA, 2004 nt
Organism: Plenodomus lingam JN3
Lineage: Eukaryota; Fungi; Ascomycota; Dothideomycetes; Pleosporales; Leptosphaeriaceae
Source: RefSeq, a predicted model, not a curated record